Sorex araneus (European shrew) is the source of this 2427-nucleotide messenger RNA. RefSeq names its product BAR/IMD domain containing adaptor protein 2 (gene BAIAP2). Bases 80 to 1645 code for a protein of 521 amino acids. Gene Ontology annotation, cellular component: cytosol; nucleoplasm. The transcript has 14 exons. The record is from RefSeq and is a predicted model, not a curated record. NCBI's taxonomy places the organism in Eukaryota, Metazoa, Chordata, Mammalia, Eulipotyphla, Soricidae. Gene Ontology annotation, molecular function: protein binding; cytoskeletal adaptor activity. Gene Ontology annotation, biological process: plasma membrane organization; actin filament bundle assembly; actin crosslink formation.
ACCCCGCGCGCCGAGCCCGCCGCGCCGCCGCGCCCGCCCGCGCCCCCGCGCCCCCGCCCGCGCCCGCCGGACCCGCACCAUGUCGCUGUCGCGCUCGGAGGAGAUGCACCGGCUCACGGAGAACGUGUACAAGACCAUCAUGGAGCAGUUCAACCCCAGCCUGCGGAACUUCAUCGCCAUGGGCAAGAACUACGAGAAGGCCCUGGCAGGCGUGACCUACGCGGCCAAGGGCUACUUCGACGCGCUGGUGAAGAUGGGCGAGCUGGCCAGCGAGAGCCAAGGUUCCAAGGAGCUGGGGGACGUCCUCUUCCAGAUGGCCGAGGUCCACCGGCAGAUCCAGAACCAGCUGGAAGAGAUGCUGAAAUCCUUUCACAACGAGCUGCUCACACAGCUGGAGCAGAAGGUGGAGCUGGACUCCAGAUACCUCAGCGCCGCCCUGAAGAAGUAUCAGACGGAGCAGAGGGGCAAGGGCGACGCCCUGGACAAGUGCCAGGCCGAGCUGAAGAAGCUGCGCAAGAAGAGCCAGGGCAGCAAGAACCCGCAGAAGUACUCGGACAAGGAGCUGCAGUACAUCGACGCCAUCAGCAGCAAGCAGGGUGAGCUGGAGGGCUACGUGUCGGACGGCUACAAGACGGCGCUGACGGAGGAGCGGCGGCGCUUCUGCUUCCUGGUGGAGAAGCAGUGCGCGGUGGCCAAGAACUCGGCCGCCUACCACUCCAAGGGCAAGGAGCUGCUGGCCCAGAAGCUGCCGCUGUGGCAACAGGCCUGCGCCGACCCCAACAAGAUCCCCGACCGCGCGGCCCAGCUCGUGCAGCACCUGGCGGGCGCCAACGGCUCCGUGCUGCCCAGCGCCCUGUCCGCCUCCAAGUCCAACCUGCUCAUCUCCGACCCCAUCCCGGGGGCCAAGCCCCUCCCUGUGCCCCCCGAGCUGGCCCCGUUUGUGGGGCGGCUGUCGGCACAGGAGAACGCGCCCGCCAUGAACGGCGUCUCGGGCCCCGACAGCGAGGACUACAGCCCCUGGGCCGAGCGCAAGGCUGGCCAGCCCAAGGCCUCGGGCGCCUCCCAGGCGCAGGGCAAGCUGAGCGACUCCUACUCCAACACGCUGCCCGUCCGCAAGAGCGUGACACCCAAGAACAGCUACGCCACCACCGAGAACAAGACGCUGCCGCGCUCCAGCUCCAUGGCCGCCGGCCUGGAGCGGAACGGGCGGCCGCGGGUGAAGGCCAUCUUCUCGCACGCGGCGGGGGACAACGGCACCCUGCUGAGCUUCAAGGAGGGCGACCUCAUCACGCUGCUGGUGCCCGAGGCCCGCGACGGCUGGCACUACGGCGAGAGCGAGAAGACCAAGAUGCGGGGCUGGUUCCCCUUUUCCUACACUCGGGUUCUGGACACUGACGGCAGUGACCGGCUGCACAUGAGCCUCCAGCAGGGCAAGAGCAGCAGCACCGGGAACCUUCUGGACAAGGACGACCUGGCGCUGCCGCCCCCCGACUACGGCCCAGCGCGCGCCUUCCCGGCCCAGAGCGCGGCGCCCUUCAAGCAGAGGCCCUACAGCGUGGCCGUGCCCGCCUUCUCCCAGGGCCUGGAUGACUACGGGCCGCGGGCCGUGAGCAGCGGCAGCGGUACGCUGGUGUCCACGGUCUGAGGCCCAGGAGAGCUGCGCCCGCCUGCUCCCUCCGCCUCCCACCCCUGCUUUGGUCCCCCGCCCCCACGGCCGCUCCCUGCCUUUUGGUUGGUGACCCAGACUCUGGGGUCCACCAGGGUCCAUGGUGCUGCCCCCCCGCCCCCGCCGGCCGGCCCCACUCGCUGUCCCGCCAGGCGGGGGCCCGCCUCUGCCCCCCACCUGUGUGCCAGGACCCCUGACCCUUCGCCAAGAGCCAGGCCUAGAGUUUGGGAAAAAAAAAAAGAAAAUCUUACCAAAAAAAACAAACCAACCAGGAAAAAGCCUUUUUCCUGCCCGCCCCGCCCUGCAUGGACCUCCUGGUGCCGCCCGGGCCCUCAGCGCCCCGCGGGCCUCCUGAGGAAGCCGCCCUCCAGUGAGGGAGCCCGCGCCGCCACCCGCGGGCCUUCCAAAGACCCCCGCCCCGCCGAGCGGACAGCGGUGCCCGCCCGGCUGUGUCUCCGCGACGUCAGAGGCGCGGGCGCCACGCCUACUGGCUCGGCCCCGCCCACCCGUUCCGGGGCCCCGCCCACCACACGCCCCGUUUUCUACUGAUGAGUGACCCAGCUCGAGCGACCCCCGAGUCUGCUUCUGCUCCCAGACUCCAGCGCAGGGGCCCCUGCUCAGUGGAUGAAUGUAGACCCACCCCCAACCUCGGACUAAGGCGUCGAGUGCCCGCCUCACUCUCUCUCCUUUUAUUUUUUUUUAAAUCUGAAUUGUGCCCGGUUCUGCCAUUGUUUGAAUAAAAGUUUUAUUUAUUGCAUUGA